AUGCUACCCUCCCACCGUGCUCAUCUCAUCCCCCAAUUGGGUCGACCAUGUGUGCAUGCUGUCCCUCACUCCAUGCCCUCAAUUCCCAUCUCCUCACUCCGCUUCAAUCUUUACCACGCACGCAAACACAGGUCGCUUGCAUACAACUCCUUCAUUGGCUCCGUUUCCAGCGACAUCUACGAGAUUAUUGGCCUCACUUAUCUGUCUCUUUCAAACAACAAGUUUACAGGCUCCAUUCCCAGCAACAUAUUCACGCUUCCUCACCUCACUUAUCUGUCUUUUUCAGACAACGCUUUGACGGGCUCCAUUCCCAGUCAGGUUUACGGGCUCAGUGGGCUCACAUAUCUGUCUCUUUCGAACAACAUGUUGAUGGGCUCCAUUCCCAGCACAAUCUUCGCGCUUCCUCAGCUCGCUUAUCUGUCGUUUUUCAACAACAGAUUGACGGGCUCCAUUCCCAACAGCAUCUCCGUGCUUACCCAGCUUACUUACCUGUCUCUUUCAAACAACUAUUUGACGGGCUCCAUUCCCCAUGGCAUCUCCGUGCUGGUGCAGCUCACUGACCUGCGUAUGCAUGGGAAUCGCUUGAUUGGAUCUCUUCCAUCCUUUCUCAGCCGCUUGAUCAACCUGGUGAACCUGGAUCUCUCAUCCAACUCACUGAGUGGUCCCAUGUUCACCAACUUCGCCUUCCUUGAUGGCCUCACCUAUCUAAACCUCUUCGCUAAUAACCUCAGCGGGGAGAUCCCACCCGAGAUUGGGAGCCUCACUUCUUUGAAGUACUUAAACAUCUCUGGCACCAACCUCACAUGCCCACCUGACGGCUCUGCCUGUGGCGUUACACAAUUGCCUACCACAUCCUUUUGUCGCACGUGUAAUCCCUUCUGCAACACUUGCACCAACCAGUCUGCAGAAAUCAGCAGCAGCAGCAUCAGCAGCAGCAUCAACGAGUCUUCUUCAGCAGGAGGUGGAGGUGGAGUGUCAGUGGGAGUCAUCGUUGGCAGUGUUGUUGCUGCUGUGGUCAUUCUCCUGCUUCUGGGCGCCACUCUGCUGUACUUCCGGCAGAAGAAGAGCACUGUCAGCACCCUGGCAGCCUCGAACUGCACGGAGUUCUCGCUGGCAGAGGUUGUCGAGGCCACCAACGACUGGUCCAAGGACAACCAGCUGGCCUCGGGUGCCUUUGGCGAUGUGUUCAAAGGCGUGUCUCCCCGCGAUGGCACCUUGUGGGCUGUGAAGCGCGCCAGGAUCAUCGACAUGGACUUCCAGAAGGAGAUCCAGCUGAUGGCUGACAAGAACCAUCCCAACAUUGUGAGGCUUCUUGGCUUUGCCAUCGGAGGCGACUUGAGGUCACGGGCAGAGCAAGUGCUCAUCUAUGAAUAUGUGCCAAAUGGCGACCUCCGCCAAUGGAUUGAUCCAAAUGCUGAACACCCUCUGACUCUGAAGCAGCAGUUGGACAUUCUGACGGGCAUGGCACGGGGAGUGGAGUAUCUGCACAGCUUUGGCAUCGUGCAUCGCGACAUCAACCCUGCCAACAUCCUUAUCACCGACACCAUGCAGGCAAAGAUUGCAGACUUUGGGCUCGUAAGGACGGGCGAGGGCACUUCUGUAGGCACGACGCGCGUGAUGGGCACACCGGGCUAUGUGGAUCCGGCCUACUUCAGCACGUGCAAGGCCACCACUGCCAGCGAUGUGUACAGCUUUGGAGUGCUCAUGCUGGUUGUGUUUACGGGGCGCCCACCAUUCGUGGAGGCUGAAGAAGCGGGUCAGCUGGUCACAAAAUGGGCGUCGGACUGCCUCUCCUCGGGGGACGUGGACAGCCUCAAGCACCCCACCAUGGACGCCCCUGCAGAUGCGGUGCUGCGUGUGGUUGAGCUCGCCCUCUCCUGCACCGUAGAGCGCACUGCAGCCCGCCCAAGCAUGGCUCACGUCGCCAACGAGCUACAGGCCAUCCGGGAGGAGGUGGUGGGGAAAGAGGAGCUGAGCGCGGCAGUGAAGGUGGAUGAGCAGGUCCAGGAGAAGGAGGCUGUUGCCACUGCGUUAAGCCUCGACGAACAGCUUCGGUUUCUUGAUGACAACUGA
Molecule: messenger RNA, 2073 nt
Organism: Closterium sp. Yama58-4
Lineage: Eukaryota; Viridiplantae; Streptophyta; Zygnematophyceae; Desmidiales; Closteriaceae
Source: the annotation of a GenBank genome assembly